Messenger RNA from Kwoniella mangroviensis CBS 8507, 1422 nucleotides. RefSeq lists its product as uncharacterized. NCBI's taxonomy places the organism in Eukaryota, Fungi, Basidiomycota, Tremellomycetes, Tremellales, Cryptococcaceae. The record is from RefSeq and is a predicted model, not a curated record. The transcript has 5 exons. The coding region runs from base 1 to 1422 and encodes 473 amino acids.
AUGUUAUUUUUGAUUCUAAUUCUGCACUUAGCAGGUCUGUCAGCUCAGAUACAAGCUAGACCUGCUACAGAAGGGGAGGGGAGAGAUUUAAUUGAGAGACAAGAUGCUAGUGAUAUAUCUUCAGCCGCAGCUACCUCAGCCGAGGCUACUUCGAUAGCGACCUCAGAAGCACCUUCAUCGGUCGUGCCGUCGUCAGCAGACGCAUCCUCCGCGGUCACACCUACCUCAUCCCUCUCACCCUCUACUUCGGCUGAGACAAGCUCCACAACUCCUGAACCAUCCUCACUGACUCUCAGCUCAACAUCCCCCUCUCCCUCUCCUUCCUCAUCAGUUCAGCCAAGUUCAGCGGUCGCAUCUACAACUAUCGAACCAGUAUCCGCAUCCACACCUGCAGCUUCACCCUUCGCAUCACCAAUACCAUCUUCGUCGAUCGAAUCUUCAGCUGCACCUUUCUCUACUGCUGAGUCGAGUGCUAUCACAAGUUCAGCGCCCUCAGCUCCUGCUUCUGCUAUCCCGUCGUCAUCUCAACCUAUACCAUCUUCUGCCAGUACGUCCCCUUCUGUUCUCCCUUCAUCCGCUACCUCAGUCUCUGCUGGUACAUCAUCUCCGUUAUCUUCCACCACCGAUGGAUCAUCGUCACCACCAUCGCCAUCAAUACUCUCCUCCUCCUCAUCACCUCCCCCAUCAUCCUCAUCUCCGAUCAUUGGGACAUCAUCAACCAACCCAUCUUCUUCCUCCUCUAUAGGUUCAGGUUUGAUUUCAGCUUCCACCACCCCCAUUUCUUCGGUACCUGCUUCGACUCCAUCCUCCGCCCAAUCUUCGGCAGUGGUAUCUUCACCUUCUGCUCCCAAUUCAGCAUCGCCAUCUUCAACGUCUCUGCAACAGACCUCUGCAGCAGUCACUUCUACCAGUGUUAUCGCUCCAUCCACCACACCCACAGCAGGCGGACCGAUAACAGCUACAGCGACCCGGGUUUUCACCACCGAGGUAGUAGAGACGACCAACGGAAUGACUACGACUAGGCAAGCAGAAGAAACUGUGGUAGUGGUUGUGACUGCCGGGGGAGGUACAGCGACUCAGACUGCUGUGCCUACUGACGGUGGACAGGCCGUAGUUACCGUCACUGCUACCGAUCCAGGGGCGACCCAGGGAUCAGAUGGUGGACUGGUCAUCGUCACUGUCACGUCGACUAACGGAAGUACCACUGACCAGGCAGGUCAGACUGGUCCAGUGUUAGUGACAAGUACGAUUCACGCCCAGUUGACCGUCGUUGGUGGAUUGACAGUCACAGCUACCAGAACAGCAGGAAGUGGAGGAUCGUUACAAUCUGCCGGCGCUCCAACGUUAUCCUUGGACAUGAUGACAGCGAGUAUGAUAAUGACUUUUAUGGGCAUCGUGUUGGGUUCAAUGAUCGUAGUGUAA